Trematomus bernacchii (emerald rockcod) is the source of this 2256-nucleotide messenger RNA. RefSeq names its product tripartite motif-containing protein 16-like. Bases 72 to 1724 code for a protein of 550 amino acids. The record is from RefSeq and is a predicted model, not a curated record. NCBI's taxonomy places the organism in Eukaryota, Metazoa, Chordata, Actinopteri, Perciformes, Nototheniidae. Gene Ontology annotation, molecular function: protein binding; zinc ion binding. The transcript has a single exon.
CAGAGCAGACGGAGAACACAUUGGUUCUGUUCAGAGAAAAUUAUUAACAGUCAUUAACACUGAGAGGUGAAAUGGCGCAGCGAGGAAAUCACAUCAACCAAGAAAUAAUCUGCUGUACGAUCUGUCUGGAUCUACUGAAGCACCCGGUGACUAUUCCCUGUGGACACAGUUACUGUAUGGACUGUAUUCUAAGCUUCUGGCAUGGAAAGGUAAUCUACAGCUGCCCUGUGUGUAGAAAGAGCUUCACACCGAGGCCUGUCCUGCUGAAAAACACCAUGUUAGCAGCUUUAGUGGAGGAGCUGAAGAAGACUGGACUUGAUGAAGCUCCUGCUGAUCACUGCUAUGCUGGAGCUGAAGACGUGGCCUGUGAUGUCUGCACUGGGAGAAAACUGAGAGCCUGUAAGUCCUGUCUGCAGUGUCUGAUCUCUUACUGUGAGAAACACCUCCAGCCUCAUUAUGAAUUGCCUGCCUUUGGAAAACACAAGCUGGUGGAGCCCUCCAAGAAGCUCCAGGAGAGCAUCUGCUCUCGUCACCACGAGGCGAUGAAGAUGUUCUGCCGCACUGAUCAUCAGUGUAUCUGUUAUCUCUGCUCUGUGGAUGAACAUAGAGGCCAUGAAACAGUGUUAGCUGAAACAGAAAGGACUGAGAGGCAGAGAGAGCUGGAGGGGAGUCGGCAAAUCAUCCAGCAGAGAAUCCAGGACAGAGAGAAGGAGGUGAAGCGGCUUCAAGAGGAAGAGGAGGCUAUAGACUGCUCUGCUGAUAAAGCAGUGGAGGACAGUGAGAAGAUGUUCACUGAGCUGAUCCGUCUCAUGGAGAAAAGAAGCUCUGAUGUGAAGCAGCAGGUCAGAUCCCAGCAGAAGAGGGAAGUGAGUCGAGUCAAAGAGCUUCAGGAGAAGCUGGAGAAGGAGAUGGCUGAUCUGAUGAAGAAAGACGCUGAGCUGAAGCUGCUGUCUCAGGAAGAGGAUCUCAACACGUUUCUUCAAAGCUCACUGCCACCUCUGAGUGAAUCUACAGAAUCAUUCAGCAUCAACGUCCGUCCUCUCAGAUACUUUGAGGACGUGACAGCAGCCGUGUCAGAUCUCAGGGAUAAACUACAGGACGUCCUGAUGGACAAAUGGAAAAACGUCUCACUGAAUGUGAGUAAAGUGGAUGUUUUGCUGCCACAACCAGAGCCAGAGACCAGAGCUGGAUUCCUAAAAUAUUCACGUGAAAUCACUCUGGAUCCAAACACAGCACACACACAGCUGUUAUUAUCUGAGGGGAACCGGAAAGCUACAGUAACGAGACACACCCAGGCCUAUCCCAGUCACCCAGAAAGAUACAAGGAUUAUGUUUGGCAGGUCUUGAGUAAAGAGGGUCUGACUGGUCGUUGUUACUGGGAGGUGGAGUGGAGAGGAGGUCUUUCUAUAGCCGUCUCAUACAAGAACCCCAGCUCUGAAGAAUGUAGAUUUGGAUACAAUGACAAAUCCUGGGCGUUAGAGUGUGACAAAAACAAUUAUAAAUUCUGGCACAACGGUGUAAAAACUCCCCUCUCAGGUCAUUGGUGCAACAGGAUAGGAGUUUACCUGGAUCACGAUGCAGGUAUUCUGUCUUUCUACUGCAUCAUGGAUGACACCAUGACCCUCCUCCACAGAAUACAGACCACUUUCACUGAGCCUCUAAAUGCUGGACUUUGGAUUUAUGUGUUUCCUGGAAAGAAUGCUGAGUUCUGUAAACUCAUCUAGACAGAAGUGAAUCACUCUGUUUCUCUUCCACUGCAGGGCUCUGCAGAGAGGAAGCAGCAGACCUUCUUUAUCCUGCACACCUUGUUCUCUCUGUGAUCAUUUGUAAAGACGUCUAUAACGUCGCAAACUGAAAACACAUCAAUUUCAACUGUACCUUGGCAAUUAAGUUAUUGCUGGAAAAAAAAGCGCCGCACUUGUUGAGUUAAUUUAGGCCUUGUAACUGAUUCACCAGCACUUAUAUGAUCUUGCUUGAAGUGAAUAUAUCUGCACUUUCCUUGUUGUUCGGAGUCGAUUCUUUAUGGUUUUUGCCCUUAUUGUAAGUCGCUUUGGAUAAAAGCGUCAGCUAAAUGAUAUGUAAUAAUAAUAAUAUGUAAUAUAUGUAAUAACCACAUGUGUUUGUUAUUGUAGGUAUUAUAGAGGUGUAAUCAUCCUGAUCAUAAUCAAUAAGGAGAGGAUUGAUGAGCUCAGUGUGGAUGAAAUCAAUGAAGAGACUUUCCUGAUGUGUAAACAAACUGCAGCUUUACAUGAUGAA